AAGAAAAGCUGGGACCUUGUUCUCCAAAAGAGAAAAUUGAAGAAGGAAGGAAGAAUGGCUGUUGGACUUUGUAAAUCCAUGUUCCAGAGGCUGACAAGUAGAGGAAGAACCAGCAAAAGAGAUUGAGAAGGACUGAUGCAGAAGGACAACCUGAAGAGUAAGGGUCCUGGAAGUGAAAAGUAGAAAAUCUUCACGGAGGUGACGAUCAACUGAGUUAAAUUCUUCUGAGAGAGGUUGAAGAAGAUGAAGACUGAGAGCUGGCCCCUGGAUUUGGGGUUGGUAACCUUUAGGGAUGUGGCCCUAGAUUUUUCCCAAGAAGAGUGGAAAUGGCUGGACCCAUCUCAGAAGGAUUUAUACAGGGAUGUCAUGUUGGAGAACUACAGGAAUUUGGUAUUGCUUGGACUCUCCAUUUCCAAGCCCGACAUGAUCUCCCUGUUGGAGCAAGGGAAAGAACCUUGGAUGGUGAAGAGAGAGAUGUCAGGUGGUCAAUAUACAGACUGGGAGUCUUGGUAUGAAAUCAAGGAAUUAUCUCCAAUAUGGUACAUUGAUGAAGAGGAAAUAUCCCAGAGCAUAGUAAUGGGAAGAGUUACAAAUCAUGACUUUGAAUGCUCCAGUUUCAGAGAAACUUGGAAAUAUGAGGAUGAAUUUGAGCAGUGUCAUGGAAAUCAGGAGAGGCAUUUCAGGCAAGUGGCAAGUCUUAAGGAAAUAUAUGCUGUGAAAACAGACAAUGAAUAUAAUGAUUCUGAUAGAAAUGUUCUCUUGAAGUCAGUACUUUUAACACAACAGACAGUUUCUACAUUACAGUGGGUACAUAAAUUUGAUAUUUAUGAUAAAAUGUUCCCCCCAAAUUCAGUCCUAAUUGAACAUAAAAGACAACAUGCUCAGAAGGAAUCUUUGAUAGGUAAUGAAUGUAAAGAAUUCAAACAGAGUACAUACUUUAGUAAAGAUGUAGGAAUUCCUUCUGGAGAGAAACCUUAUAAAAGUAGUGAUUUUUCAAAUCUCGUAAGUUUCCAGUCAUUACUUGCUCAGCAUCAAACAGCUCAUUUUGGAAAAUUACCUGAUCAAUGUGGUGAUGCCAUUAGUUGUUACUCAUUAUUUACUCAACCUCAAAGAAUCCACAGUGGAGAGAAAGCAUAUGCAUGGAAUGACUGUGGAAAAACCUUUAGACAUGACUUCUUCCUCAGUGAACAUCAGAGAACUCAUAUUGGAGAGAAACCAUAUGAAUGUAAGGAAUGCAACAAAGCCUUUAGACAGAAUGCACACCUUGCUCAACAUCAGAGAAUCCACACUGGAGAAAAGCCCUUUGCAUGCAAUGAAUGUGGGAAGGCCUUUAGCCGUUAUGCCUUCCUUGUUGAACAUCAGAGAAUUCACACAGGAGAGAAACCAUAUGAAUGUAAGGAAUGUAAUAAAGCCUUCAGACAGAGUGCACACCUUAAUCAACAUCAGAGAAUUCAUACUGGAGAGAAACCCUAUCAAUGUGAUCAAUGUGGAAAAGCCUUCAGCAGACGCAUAGCCCUUACUCUGCAUCAAAGAAUUCAUUCAGGAGAGAAACCCUUUAAAUGUAAUGAAUGUGGGAAGACCUUUGGCUAUCGCUCACACCUUAAUCAACAUCAGAGAAUUCAUACUGGAGAAAAGCCCUAUGAGUGCAUCAAAUGUGGGAAGUUUUUCCGGACUGAUUCACAACUUAAUCGACAUCAUAGAAUCCAUACUGGAGAGAGACUGUUUGAAUGCAGUAAAUGUGGGAAAGCCUUCAAUGAUGCCUUAGUUCUAAUUCAUCAUAAGAGAAGUCAUGCAGGAGAGAAACCCUAUGUAUGUAACAGAUGUGGGAAAGCUUUCAGUUGUGGCUCAUACCUCAGUCAACAUCAGAGAAUUCAUACUGGGGAGAAACCCUAUGAAUGCAAUGAAUGUGGGAAGGCUUUCCAUCAGAUAUUAUCCCUUAGGCUACACCAGAGAAUUCAUAUUGGAGAAAAAUCCUAUAAUUGCAAUGAAUGUGGGAAUAAUUUUAGCUGUGCCUCUACCCUUAAACAACAUCAGAAAAUUCAUAAUUGAAAAACACUCUGAUUAUUACAAGAAUAAGAAAAAAACAUUUAUUCACCACUCAGUCAUUAAAUAAAUCUCAGUGAAUUCUUUGCUUAGCAAUUCUAUGAAUAUAGUACAUAUGGGAAAGCCUUCAGUUCAUGAGCAUUCCUUAUUUGAAAUAGCCCAAGUAGUAGACACCUGUUACUUUGUAAUCUGUUCUAUGCCCUUUUUGAGACUUACCUCACCCUUAAUUUGUGUGAUUCUGAUGAAACUGUUAAUCAGGGAGGACAGCGAAUUGGUCAUAGGCUGGCCAGUUAUUUCCCUGCACCUAGUGAUUAAUAAGGGAUUGGCAAAUGGCCCUGUGUGGACCAUUUCUAGAGCUCUGGUGGGAAUUAUUAUGGAUAGUAAGAGAAGUUUUUUUUCAUUGCAAGUUUCAAGGAUUUAGUAAGGUUAAAAACUUACAAGCAGGUUUUUGGGUGUUUUUUUUUUUGCCAUUACAUGAGAAAAACUUUUCCAAGAUAAAUCCAACACAGAUGAAAAUGGAGGUAAGAGAUAAAAAUCUGAUGAAAUUCUUUGAUUUCUUGGAUACAAGCAUGCCUGAACUCUACACUAUCCCUCAGUUUUUCAUUUUUGUGAUCCAGUUAAAAAAUACGGGCUUUUUUUUUUUUGCUUUAGUUAAUUUGGAUUUUUUUUCUCUUGGAAUUAGAGUCCUGAUGUAUGUACUAUAUGUUUGCUACACAUGUAAAAAAGCCUUGAUAUUUUUUUAGAUAUUUAUUUUUAGAGGGGAAGGGAGGGAGAAAAAGAAGGAGAGAAACAUCAGUGUGUGGGUGCUUCUUAUACACCCCCUACUCGGGACGUGGCCCGUAACCCAGGCAUGUGCCCUGACUGGGAAUUGGACUGGCAAACCUUUGGUUCACAGACCGGUGCUCAGUCAACUGAGCCACACCAGCCAGGGCAGAAAGCCUUGAUCUUUUAUAUGGCAUAAUUAUUUAUCCUAAGGAAAAAAUUUGUGAUAUAACAAAUAUGUGAAAGUUGAAUAUAAAAUUUCAUAAAGCUGACAGAAUUGCUUCAUUUUAUUUGUUGAUAAUUAAUUUAGUAUUUAUUACUCUCUUUCACAGUAUGGAUGAUUUUUUAAAUUCUCCUAGUAAAACUCCAUAACAGGCUUUCUCAUAGGAAAUUAAAAUAAUUUAUGGCAGUGACUGACCUUAGGCCUUCAAAGAAAGAAUCACAAGCUAAGAGAAUAAUGGAUUCAUCAGUUUAGUGAAUGGCUCUUCAUUUUAUUUUAUUAUUAUUAUUUUUUUGGCUCUUCAUUUUAAAGGGAUUAUUUAAUUUUCUGCUUUUGGUAUGGGUUUCAACAUAGUUCAUGAUAGAGUAUAAUAAGAUAGAAUUGUAAGUGACGUCUUAUGGGUGAGUUGUAAACUUCAUUUAGGAAGUUUGUGGAUAACUACUUUGGAACUCAAGAUGUCAGAUAAAAGACAUUGCUGGCAGAUAAAAUAAGCUAUUUUCAAAUAACAGUAAACAUAAAGAAGUUUGAAUCUAAAAUAUUUAGAGAAUAAAUAUUAUCAUUCUACAGACUAAUGAGGAACAUGAGGGUGUAAGGUAAUGUAUUUCUACUUUAUGGGUGGAUGUAGGGAAGUAAACCUUGAUGAUAUGGAAACAUAGCUUGAUGAUAUGGAAACAGUUUAAACCAAUUAGAAUCAAGGGCAUUGUCUGGAGAUUAUAAAUAAAAGCAGAUCAGAACAAACGAGUUAGAGUGAAGACUUACAUACGUGCAUGGAGUGCAACAAUGGCUAGUACUUUCACAAUUUCUUUAAUAGUUUAUACUUAUACUAACAAAUACCUGAAAAUUAUUUUUCUUAAGUAUUAAGACAAAUUCCCUUUAAACAAUUUUAAAGUACAGAUUUAGUAUAUUUGAAUACUUCAAACCUUGAACAGAAACAAAUAUAAUAAAAUAUUAAACAUAUUACAUCAAAUCAAGAAUAUAUUAAUAUCAAGCUAAAUUCAUAUAUACAUUUUUUAAUGUAUUUUACGGGGGGGCUUUCAAGAUGGCGAUGGAGUAGGACAGAGUAGAUACCAGUUCCUAGUACAAAAGGUGGAGAAACCUGGCCGAUCGGAGGAGGAGAAGCCAGCAGUUGCCAAGCAUAUAUGAAAAUAAGGGACCAGAAACCUCCACGGUCACGGAGGAACCAGACGGUAGGGAGACAGCAGUGGUACAAUAGUCUUGGGGACAGAGCAAAGAGAAACAGCAAGGAUCUCCACUGGUGCAUGAUUGGGGGACCAGUGCCUGGCGGUGAGUGCCUGACGGUGCCUGGGCCAACGUUCAGCACCCCAACGGCUCCCUCCCUGGGAUUUCUCGGCCGGGCUGGCCAAGCGGCCCAGGCAAAGAGGAGUGGAAGGGAUUUCAGCCUGCUCACAGUUCGGGAGUCCAGUGCCUGGCACUCAGUGUGUCUGGGCGAGUGCCUGACGACACCUGGGCCAAUGUUCAGCACCCGGAAAGCUCCCUCCCUAGGAUUUUUUGCCCGGGACCUGCCAAGUGGCCCAACCAGAGGGGAGCAGAGGGGAUUUCAGCCUGCGCACAGUUCAGGGGUCCAGCGCCUGGCGCGGAGCUGCUCCAUCCCUAGGAUUUUUUGGCCGAGGUUGGCCAUGGGACCCAGACAAACAAAGGAGCAGAAGGGAUUUCAGCCUGCGCACAGUUCAGGGCAUCAGUACACACCACGCAGCAUGCCAUGACCUGUGCACAGAGUUUCUAGGUCGGCGCUCAGUCCUCAGAUCAGCUCCCGGCUUCCAGUACAUCCCCCUGGGGCUAUCUGGAAGCCCUGGGCCUGGGCGCUGAGGGGUCCUGGGGAAAGAGCUGAGACCCUCAACCCCCUCCCUUUCUGGCCAAGCAAGGUGGGGUGCCAGGAGAGACUUGUUUGAUAGAGUUUGCAGAAAGGAUACUGAGGACAAAGGGCCCCAACUGAGGACUCUGUGGUUGCCAGCCCAGGAGAACUGACAGGUACAGUGUGGGGCUCUGAAUGCAAUAGACACAACAGCCUGGUCUGCUCCACACCCAGCUUGGCAGCGAACCCAAGAUUAGGCAGAGGGCCUAGAGCUUCCCCACAGAAUGGGGGCAGGUCUGUGCUCAAUCCCAAGGGAACCAGGCAACUAGGCUGGUGCAGGUGCCCCCAAACACCGUAAACCAGUCCAUGGCGGUACCCCUGGGAGAGGAGCGCUGUGAGGAAGUCCUAGUUCCCCAUUGUAGGGAGCUGGGGAGAGGCACCAAGUGUCUGGCUCCUGAGAGGGGCUGGCAGAAAAAAUCACAGCAAUCCACCGUCACCCAACUGCAGCCAGAAAAACCGAUUUGGCUACUUUGAA
Molecule: messenger RNA, 5373 nt
Organism: Artibeus jamaicensis (Jamaican fruit-eating bat)
Lineage: Eukaryota; Metazoa; Chordata; Mammalia; Chiroptera; Phyllostomidae
Gene: ZNF527
Product: zinc finger protein 527
Exons: 6
Coding region: 244-2049 (601 amino acids)
Biological process (GO): regulation of DNA-templated transcription
Molecular function (GO): DNA-binding transcription factor activity, RNA polymerase II-specific; RNA polymerase II cis-regulatory region sequence-specific DNA binding
Source: RefSeq, a predicted model, not a curated record